GGCAGAAGAAGCAGAACAUAUAUGUAUGUAUAUAUAAGCGAACGCUAACGGCAAUUUAUUUUCAGUUGGCUGCGUUAUUUGCGUCGGAGCAGUUGUUACCAGUUUCUCUAUUAUUAUAAUUAUAAAAUAUGAAAAUAUGGCGCUAAAUGUUGAAAUGGAAGAUAUUUAUCGUUUUAUACCAAGAAAUCAAGAAAAUCCCUUCUCAUAUAAUGAGCAGAGUACAGCGAAAAAUGCUGACAGACAAGCAAUGCAAGGACAAACAGAUAUUACUAAUUUGAGAGCAAUCAGAGAUCUAAAUGAAAUACCGACAAGCAUAGCCACGCCACCGCAAUCACCGCCUGGAAUGCCUACGCUCACGUCCAUGUUGACGAAUAAUAACUGUGUACCCCCGGGCUUAGUGAUGCACAUGCCCUGCUAUCUAUGCAAGCAACCUUUUAGUGAUGUGACCAAGCUAAGCGAGCAUCUCAUCCUGCAUGCUAUUGAAAUCCACAAACUUCAAUCAAGCGAACCAUCACAAAUGUGCGAGAAGCAACGUCCGGACGAUCAGCAGAAAGAUCAAAAUUUGCAGCACAAAUGCCCGGAGUGCAGCGUAAGCUACAAGCAAUUAUGCUUUCUCCGCAAGCACAUGCGGGUUACACAUGGCAAGAAACUGUCACCAGCGUCGGUCGCACCACCGGAAAAUCAACUGGGCACGCAGGAAAAAUCCACAAUAGAAGCUACGCCAACAAAGUCGUACCCUAAGGUUUUGACCACACAACAGUUAAAUGCUCUGGCAGCAGCCGAUUAUAAUCCACAACGGGAUUGCGAGGAGAAGUAUUUGCCAUCUUCACCUCCAAGUUCCGGCGGCUUUAAGAAAAAGCAAACGAAAUAUGCGCCACAUUCGCCGUAUUUUAAUGCGAAUCUUUGGUUUUAUUGUGAUAUGUACGUGCCAUAAGAACGCCCCGGAUGGAGCCUUAUUUUAUAUUUCACCAUCGACUGACUUAUACACACUUCAAAUACAAAUAUAGUAAAGCUAGUCUAAGCUUGAGCUAAUCGCAGGCGAAAGCUCCAACAGCAGAGCUGGAAAAAAAUAUUUUAACAUGUUCGCGCAACGAGUCUAACAUAUACUACGUGGAUUGUUCAGUGUUCAGUGUAUACUUAUACUGCCGAUAAGAAACCGUCUUGGAAUAUGAGCGAUCUGGAUUCUGGAUUCGCUACAUUGACAUUUUAUAUAAAACAUUUUGCUGAUUAUGCAUUAAAAUUAAAUCAACGCUUUACAUAAUAAUAAGACAACGUGACGGUCGAGUCAUCAGUUUAAUUAAACUUUUAAACAAACAAUAACAAUUGCUGAUCUAAGUGCUUUUCUCUGAAAUUUAAAGACUCAAACUGAUCGCGCGCUUCAGCGAGAAACGUCGUCAGUCUCCUAUUACGUUUGGAGUCUUGCU
This is a messenger RNA of Drosophila busckii, 1424 nucleotides long. RefSeq lists its product as uncharacterized. The transcript has 3 exons. NCBI's taxonomy places the organism in Eukaryota, Metazoa, Arthropoda, Insecta, Diptera, Drosophilidae. Bases 137 to 934 code for a protein of 265 amino acids. The record is from RefSeq and is a predicted model, not a curated record.